Messenger RNA from Bombus pascuorum, 2488 nucleotides. RefSeq names its product Golgi to ER traffic protein 4 homolog. Gene Ontology annotation, molecular function: protein binding. Gene Ontology annotation, cellular component: cytosol; BAT3 complex. Gene Ontology annotation, biological process: protein insertion into ER membrane. The record is from RefSeq and is a predicted model, not a curated record. The transcript is spliced from 7 exons. NCBI's taxonomy places the organism in Eukaryota, Metazoa, Arthropoda, Insecta, Hymenoptera, Apidae. The coding region runs from base 152 to 1108 and encodes 318 amino acids.
CAUUUACAAAUAACAUAAAUCGUGAUAAUUAUUUCCGCAAGGAUUGUUUGCGCGGCUGGCCACCAGAGGCGCAUUGCCUUCACGAUUUUUACUGUAUCCACCAGUGAUACCAAUUACAAAAGCAGAAAAAAAUAUUCCAAAGAGCGUAAACAUGGCCUCGCGGUAUAAUCACGCUAUUCAGCGAGUUUUAGCAAAAUUAGAAGCAUCCAUAAAUUCGGAAAAUUAUUAUGAAGCUCAUCAAAUGUAUAGAACUUUAUACUUCAGAUAUCUUGGGCAGAAAAAGUAUUCGGAACUUUUGGAAUUACUAUACAAUGGUUCUACUCUUUUAUUACAACACGAGCAACAUGCAAGUGGAGCUGACUUAGGAAUCUUAUUUGUAAAUGUUUUAACACAAUCAGGAACAGAACCUUCUCAAGAUUAUUUUGAAAAAAUUACAAACUUGUUCAGUGUAAUGAGUCCUUUAUCACCUGAAAGAGAUGUAUUUGUACAAUCUGCUCUUCGAUGGAGUAUAAAAGGUACAGAAUAUAAAACAGGUCAUCCAGAUUUGCAUCAGAAAAUAGCACAAGUAUUUUGGAGAGAAAAAAAUUAUAUAAUGGCAAGGCAACAUUUUAUAUAUAGUAGAGAUGGUUCUGGAUGUGCUGCGAUGCUUGUCGAGCUCCAUGAGCAACGUGGUUACAAAAAUGAAAUAGAUCUUUUUAUAGCUCAGGCAGUUUUGCAAUACCUUUGUUUACAAAAUAAAACUACUGCACAGGAAGUUUUCAAUUCUUAUACAUCACAGCAUCCAAAAAUAAACAGUGGUCCACCAUAUCUUCUUCCUUUACUGAAUUUUUUAUUUUUUUUAUUAAAAACAGUUGACAGUGGUAAACUCGCUGUGUUCACAGUACUUUGUGAACAAUAUCGAAUAUCUUUAAACAGAGAUCCAUGUUAUCGACAGUACUUAGAUAAAAUAGGGCAAUUAUUUUUUAACGUUCCAUCCCCACGUCCUCGCAAUCAAGGAUUAUUUGGUACACUUUUACAAUCAUUUUUUAACGGUCUUGAAGAUGAAGGUUCAGAUGAUGAACAAAGAAACACAGCUUCAACUUCACAAACAGCACAAGAGCUUGACUGAUUAAAAGUUACACGUCACUGUGCAAUGUGAUGAAAGUAAAUAAUGAACUUUAUAUAUAUGUGUGUAUAUAUAUAUAUAUAUAUAUAUAUAUAUAUACAUAAUAUAUAUAUAUAUAUAUAUAUAUAUAUAUACAUAUAAUGGUGUCCCAUAUAUUUUUAAUACACACAUUGCGUUGAUCUAGUAGAUCUUCAAACAUUGUAUUAAAAUUAAUUUUCUUAAAUGACUUGUACAGAUAAACUUAUUUAAAAUAAAAAUAUGUGGGAUGCAUUCCUAGAGGAAUUUUUCAAAGUUAUAAGUUAGGAACAGUUUCCAAAAAUUCAUUCAUCAGAAAGUAAAACUACAUAGAAAGAAGAUAUUUGUUAAAAAUAAUGAGUCUUUAUACGUAUCUUUCUUUAUAUCACCAUAGAAGGUCUCUUUUGAUACUAUAUUUGAACUAUUAUUUGAUAUGUUGCAACUUAGUCGAAACUUUUAAAUUAUACAUAUGGAAUCUUAUUUAAAUAUCACAAUGAAGCUUAAAAACAAACUUGAACUUUGAACAAAAUCCUUAUACUAAUAAUUAUCUAUAUAUGAUGAUGUAUGUUCAAGAAAAAAAACAUGUAUUUGAGUGUAACUGCUGAAAUGAAGAUUUAUUUUAUAUAAACCUAAUCGUGUGACAAAUAAACGUUACAUUAUACACUUAUAGCUAGAAAGAAGGAGUGCUUAAUACUAUUUGUUGCUGAAAUACUAAAUGAGUGAAAUUAAUCUUAUGUAUGUAACUGUCAUAGCGGGAAGUAAAAUAUUUAUUUAUCAAACUGUACUAAUAUGAUUUAUAUUGUUUAAAAAUUUUAGCGAGAAAAGAAUAUAUAUUUAAUUAUGAAAAUAGGUGGCCAUGAUUCUGUAACAAAGCACUUUUCAGUACUAAUAAGAAUAAUGUACAAUUACUGUGUAUUGAAUCCAAAAGUACAGGAAAAAGAUACGAUGAAGGAUAUAGAUUUAUAAUAAGUAUAUACAUAUACAAACAUAUGUGUAUUCUUGUAGUAUAUAUUAUAUGUAUUAUGGGUGUAACAGCUUAUAUUUCCAUAAUUUUUUAACACAGCAAACAUUUUGCAAAUAUGCAAUGUUUAAAUUUGUUACAAACACACAUGGUUCCACUUUACACAAAAAUAAAUUAAAAUUUGUUGAUAAAAUAUAUUUUUCGUAUAGUACAUUAACAGACGUGAUAUGUAUUUGUUUUUCAUAUUAAUAUGCGUGCGGACAUUGAUAUAAUUUUACAUAUAUUAUUUAGGAAAUUAUUAAAAUUUAUACCAUAUACAAAUAUUAUAUAUAUGAACACAUUAUCCUUAAAAGAUUUAUCACGAAACAAUAAAUAAAUUGAAAUACAAAACAUUGGAAUACUGCGUA